This is a messenger RNA of Gadus morhua (Atlantic cod), 2784 nucleotides long. RefSeq names its product zinc finger CCHC domain-containing protein 7. Gene Ontology annotation, biological process: nuclear polyadenylation-dependent CUT catabolic process; nuclear polyadenylation-dependent snRNA catabolic process; nuclear polyadenylation-dependent rRNA catabolic process. Bases 868 to 2361 code for a protein of 497 amino acids. The record is from RefSeq and is a predicted model, not a curated record. The transcript has 8 exons. NCBI's taxonomy places the organism in Eukaryota, Metazoa, Chordata, Actinopteri, Gadiformes, Gadidae. Gene Ontology annotation, cellular component: TRAMP complex. Gene Ontology annotation, molecular function: zinc ion binding; RNA binding.
CCAAAAAAGCGAAUUCCGUACCCAACCUUUAAGGCUGUGGCUCACAUUUCAGUUGGCCUGAGACCAAGUUUAGUUUUCCUUUGUACUUUGUCGUAAUUCAAACAAUUAAGUCUUGGUAGAGACAACAAGUGAGUGCUGGUGAGUUUAUUAUGCAGACAUAAGCAGAAGAACUGGGGUGACUUAGCUACCCGAGCGUUUCCCCUAUAUUUGUAGUUAGCAAAACGAUGAAACCAAAAUAACUAAUUUCUGUUGUGUGGUCAUCUAUAUCUUAACACACUUUUGAGUUAAAUGUAUACUUCCAAACAUCGGAUAGAUACGACCAAAAAGUAUUAAACGAAAAAAAAAAAAAAAGUGCAAUUACAAGGGCUUCGUUAUGGUGGUCCAUCCGUUUUUGUUUCUUUUUGGAAACUCCGUGAAGGUUCUGUUUGUUUGAGCGUUACCAUCCAAACCCUUCAUGUUUCUUAUGCUAUGCUAUGAGCAACAGUCAUUCAUCUUCGAAUCCAUAACUCCAUUAACCCUCUCCGAUUUCUGGAAACCUUAAUACGUUUAAAAUAGUAGAUUUUCCGUCGCUGGUCUUCACCACUGAGUUACCUUUAGCUGCUAAAUGUUAUUAAUGUUGAACAGCUCUCCGGUGAAGGACUGAGUGCUCUGAUGCUAACCUCAUCUCUGUGUAUCUUAUGUAGAUAGUGAGUCAAGUACGGGAUUGUUUCUCUUUAUUUGUCCCACGUUGACUUUACUUUUUCGUAUCAUAUAUUUCGGAGGACAACCCUGUUCUAAAUUAUAUGGUCUUUGGACAACCGUGAAUGGUCGUUUGAUGGCGCUAUUUCACUGAAUGCAAUACAUCAUAUAUUAUAUUACUGCUGAAGGAUGGACUGCUCUGGACUAAACGGAACUACAGAUACAGAUUUGAAAGGCCCAGAUGUGCAGUUUUAUUUUGAGGAUUCGGAAAGUGAAUUGGAGUUCAGUUUUAACCCUCAGGCCUACAGCUCCAAAAAGACCCAAAGGAACCCAUGGGAGCGAUCCCCCCCCUUGGUCCUGGCCUUCCCCCUCUCCACGGGUCCUGGUGACUCGGGAAAGAGCCUCACCUCUGAUCUAGACCAAAUCACAGAUGAAGACCUGGAGCGUGACUCUCCUGACGAGCCCGUUGAGGACUGGAUGGUCCUUGGAGGAGCGGCUCAGGAGGGGGAUGGAGACAUCCAGCUCAACGUCGGCUACUGGAGAGGCAGCAGCUCCGACGGAUCUGAUGUCGAAUGUCCGAAAUCUGACGAGCAUUCCUGGGCUGUUCUGGAAAGAGAUAAGUCUGGGACCGACCGGUCGGUACUGAGAUACUACUCUGCCCCUAAACGCGCAGUCACCUGUCGCCAGUGCAACCAGAGGGGACACCUGGCCCGGGCCUGCCCCCGCCACAAGCGACGGGCUGCCUGCUCGCUGUGCGGCAUGCAGGGCCACCGCCACCGAAGUUGCCCCCGCCGCCACUGCCCCAGCUGCAGUCUGCCCCCACACGGCCACGCACCCUGCCCACAGCGCCCUGUGUGGGACCAGCACUGUCUGCGCUGUGGGAUGUCCGGACACCUGGCCGAUGCCUGCCCGGAUACAUGGAGACAGUUCCAUUCCACAGUCAGCGCUGAGGCCCCGCUCAAGCCAGAGAUGGGCUGCGCUUCUCAAGACACGGACCUCUCUGCUCACUGCUACAACUGCUCACGGAGCGGCCAUUACGGCUACGAGUGUGUGAAGAGGAGGAUGAGGAGCGGGACGUUCCCGUCAGUGCCAUACGUCUGCCGCUACGACGUGGGGGGGGAGGGGGGCCAACCUUCUGCCCGGGAGCAGAGGAGGGCCCGAGAGCUCCGGGACACACUGUCGCUGCCGCUAUCGGAGCACCUGCACUACGGAAAACCCACCAGGGUGGGAGAGUCUCACCACCGGCCCGCCCAGAGCCGGGCCGCCCCGGGGAGGAGGGAGCGCCUGAGGGGCCAGCCCAGGGAGAGCAGGAGGGUGAAGGCGGAACGACAGCAGGAACGCCAGGAGCUGAAGAAGCUCCGAAGGCAGACUGAGGCCAGGAGAGAGGGAGGCCCGCAUGGAGCAGGCAGGGCGGGGGUGGGGGGCGAUGGCAGGAAGCCCCUCUCCCACCAACGCCAGGUGCCCCCGCCACACCUGCCUCUGAAGAGGAGGAGGCGGGGGGAGGAGGAGGGCUGCGGAGUGAAGGCCGUGGAAGGGGCCCGGAGCAGGAAGAGCCGGGAGGCUGAGCGCUGGAAGAAGAGGAGGGGGAUGCGGCGCGGGUUCCUAUUCCCACACGGAGACCUCGGAGCGACGGACGAGAACCUGCUGUCCCCCAAGAACCGAGCGCGCCAGCGCAAGAGAUGAGCUCAGGAGAUGCCCAAGAUCCAUCAGUAUGGAAUAGAUUUAGUAUAUUUAUAUAGUACUCUAAUUAAUAAGGAUGAUUGAUUGAUCAAACUUUUCUAUUUUGCCAGUUUUGAAUGGUGAACUUUGUAUUGUCCACAUUGGAACCACAGGGCCUGAUGUCUGUCCUACAAUUUGCCAAAUGUCAGUUUUACCGUACUGUACUUUUAUUAGAUGCGUUAUGCUGUGUAUUUAUUUGCAGUGCAAUUACUGUGAUCAAUUCACAUAACAUGGGUAGAUUUAAAUAUCAAUUAAACUAACAGAGGAUUUCACUGAUUGUUAUUAUAAAUUACAAUCGGUACGGCGAUAAGUCUUUGGAGUAAUUUGACGAAGAAAAUGUUUAUGUCUGAGGUAAUGCAUGUUGAGAAUAAAGAAAUUAAAUGAAAA